Molecule: messenger RNA, 653 nt
Organism: Hibiscus syriacus
Lineage: Eukaryota; Viridiplantae; Streptophyta; Magnoliopsida; Malvales; Malvaceae
Exons: 2
Coding region: 154-615 (153 amino acids)
Source: RefSeq, a predicted model, not a curated record
UCGUCAAGUCUGAUCUGAAAAGCAAGGUUGAAGUAGCAGGUUAGCAGGCGGCACGCUUCGAACAUCCCCACAAAUAAUUUCCUAAUCAGAUCCCAAACAGCGGUUCGGUUCCUCCCUCAAAAUGGAAGUCUUCUAGUCCCAUCCGACCAAAUUAUGAAGAUGGCUACUUCUCUCGUGCUGAGUCGACUCUUCCUCUUUCUCUUCCUUACUACAUACUUUGCAGCCGCAACAACAACUCUGAGACGACACUCUGGGUUUCUCUACUCUAGAACCCGAGGAAGAUGCACUCCUGAGUUCUGGAGCAGCAGGAGAGAGGCUUGGCCAAGGAUGGUCCCACAUGGAUCGACGGUAUCGAAGGUGUUCGGGUCGAGGGCGAGUGAACGGUUCAGAUCCGAUAUGAGAUUGUUGGAAACGAGGGACGUGAACGAAGAAGGGGACGUGUUCCGUGAGCUGGUGAAGCAGGCGAGUGCUGCGUUGCUGAACUCGUACGCGAGGAAAGGGUUCCCUUACUCGGCGUGGGAAGUGAAGUCUCUGAUGAUUCAAGGGCUGGUCUCGGAAGGUGCCGCGGCUCGCCUAACCCAACGUUUUUCCGUUGCUAAUGAUGCUUGUAUUUAGUACUGCUUGGUUUACGAGGAAGAUUGUUUUGGUUAAUG